This is a messenger RNA of Castor canadensis (American beaver), 942 nucleotides long. Its product is annotated as olfactory receptor 10J3. Gene Ontology annotation, molecular function: olfactory receptor activity; G protein-coupled receptor activity. Gene Ontology annotation, cellular component: membrane. Gene Ontology annotation, biological process: G protein-coupled receptor signaling pathway. The record is from RefSeq and is a predicted model, not a curated record. NCBI's taxonomy places the organism in Eukaryota, Metazoa, Chordata, Mammalia, Rodentia, Castoridae.
AUGCUAAAAUCAAACUCCACUUUUGUGACUGAGUUCCUCUUUGAAGGUUUCUCCAGCUUUGGGUGGCAGUACAGGCUUAUCUUCUUUGUUGUUUUUCUAGCAUUGUACCUACUGACUCUGUCUGGAAACAUGAUUAUUGUGACCAUUAUACAUCUUGACCGACGGCUUCGUAUUCCCAUGUACUUCUUCCUAAGCACGCUGUUCAUCUCUGAGACCUGCUACACUGUGGCCGUCAUUCCGCGUAUGCUUUUUGGCCUCCUGAAUCCUCACCAGAUGAUUUCUUUUCAAGGUUGUGCCACCCAGCUCUUCUUUUAUCUAACUUUUGGCAUCAACAACUGCUUCCUGCUCACAGCCAUGGGAUAUGAUCGCUAUGUGGCCAUCUGCAACCCCCUAAGGUAUUCAGUCAUCAUGGGUAAGAGGGCCUGUGUCCACUUGGCCUCUGGGUCAUUAGGAACUGGACUGGGCAUGGCCAUUGUCCAGGUAACAUCUGUGUUUGGCCUGCCCUUUUGUGAUGGCUUUGUCAUCUCCCACUUCUUUUGUGAUGUGAGACCCCUGCUGAAGCUGACCUGCACAGACACCACUGUCAAUGAGAUCAUCAACUUUGUUGUCAGUGUCUGUGUGCUUGUUCUACCCAUGGGCCUGGUAUUCAUCUCUUAUGUCCUCAUCAUAUCCACCAUCCUUAAGAUUGCUUCAGCUGAGGGGAGGAAGAAGGCCUUUGCUACCUGUGCCUCCCACCUCACAGUGGUCAUCAUCCACUAUGGCUGUGCCUCUAUCAUCUACCUGAAGCCUAAGUCCCAGAGUUCUCUGGGACAGGACAGACUCAUCUCAGUGACCUACACUGUCAUCACUCCUUUGCUAAAUCCUGUGGUGUACAGCCUUAGGAACAAGGAGGUCAAAGAUGCUGUGUGCAGAGCUGUGGGACUAAAACCCCUCUCACCUUAA